UUCUCUUAUAUUCCCUUCGAUUUCACCUUCCUCGUUAUCUCUGAAGCGUACAGACAUAAAGAGGUGUGUGGAAGUUUCGUCUGUUUGCUUCAGAUGCAUCCUUCAAGAAGGAAAGUUCCAUUGUUCGACACAGCAGCUGCGAUGAAGCAGAGGAAGAACGGAAAUCUCUCCAUCUUCGUCGUCGUCUUCUCCAUCUUCCUCUUCGGCGUUUUCAUGUACAACGAGGACGUGAAAUCCAUAGCCGAGUUCCCGUUCUCGAGCUCCAAGCCCAGCGAUCCCCGAGAGAGUCACCAGGAGGCGAAACCGAAAGAGACGAUUUUGGUGGAUCAAGAAUCGGUCAAGAGCACGAACCCAGAUCAAGAAUCGGUGAAAAACGCAGACCCAAUUCAGGAAUCGAUCAAGAACGACGAGGAAACGACGGUUACGACGACGACAUUGAGUGUGGAAGAGCAAACUGAGGAUGUUAAGGAGGGGGAAACAGAGGAGGACAAGAAGAUAGAAAUGGCGGUGGUUCCGGAGGAAGAAGACGACGGAGAGGUGGAGAUUCCGCCGGAGGAAUGCGAUCUCUUCACCGGAGAAUGGGUAUUCGACAACGAGACUCAUCCCCUGUACAGAGAGGACCAGUGCGAGUUUCUGACGGCGCAAGUGACGUGCAUGAGAAAUGGGAGGAAGGAUUCUCUGUAUCAGAACUGGAGAUGGCAACCCAGAGACUGUUCUCUGCCAAAGUUCAAAGCGAGAUUGCUGCUGGAGAAGCUAAGAAACAAGAGGUUGAUGUUCGUUGGGGAUUCACUGAACAGAAACCAGUGGGAAUCGAUGGUUUGCUUGGCCCAAUCUGUGAUUCCUCCUGGUCAGAAGAGCUUGAACAAGACCGGCUCUCUCUCCAUCUUCAGAAUCGAGGAUUAUAAUGCGACGGUGGAGUUCUACUGGGCACCGUUCUUGGUGCAGUCGAAUUCAGACGAUCCAAACAUGCACAGCAUCCAGAACCGUAUAAUAAUGCCGGAGUCAAUACAAAAGCAUGGGGUCAACUGGAAAGGCGUUGACUAUUUGGUCUUCAACACUUACAUCUGGUGGAUGAACACUUUCUCCAUGAAAGUCCUACGAGGAUCGUUCGAUAACGGGGACACGGAGUACGAUGAGGUGGCACGGCCGGUGGCGUACGGAAGGGUCCUGAAGACUUGGGGAGAAUGGAUCGACCAAAACAUUGAUCCUAACCACACCACUGUCUUCUUCACCAGCAUGUCCCCUCUCCAUAUCAAGAGCUUGGAUUGGGAGAAUCCAGACGGGGUAAAGUGUGCGUUGGAGACGACACCGAUACUUAACAUGUCCAUGCCGUUCAGUGUAGGGACGGACUACAGGCUGUUUGCCGUAGCAAAAAACGUCACACAGUCCCUCAGGAUCCCGGUUAAUUUCCUCAACAUAACGAGGCUGUCUGAAUACAGGAAAGAUGCUCACACUUCGGUCUACACGAUCCGGCAAGGGAAGAUGCUGACGCCGGAGCAACAAGCCGAUCCGGCCACCUACGCCGACUGCAUCCACUGGUGCCUCCCGGGUUUGCCCGAUACGUGGAACGAGUUCCUCUACACUCGCAUCAUUUCGCUCUCGUGACCCCCCCCCCCUCCUCCCAGAAAAUUUUUGAUGUUUUCGAGUUUCUUUCCUUUUGGAAAAGAACCUUUGUAAUGUUCAUCAUCUUCUUCUUCGGGGGUGGAAUUGUGAAAUGUUAUCAUUUUUCUUUACCUUUGAUUUCUCAUAGAGGGAGAGGGUCCAUAGGAUGAAAUGUUUGAGGGGAUUUAACUUCUUUUAUCUUUUUCUUUUUUUAUUUUGUUUUCGUUAUCCAUUUCGACUGAGGUGGGAGCCAAAGGAUGCCAAAAUGUUAUGUCAAUUUCGGGCAAAAAUUUGCCCACAUCCACUGUAUUGCAAAUCUGUGUAGAGAUGAAUAAACACGACGGUCAAGAUGUAUUCCUGUCUUCCA
Tarenaya hassleriana is the source of this 1969-nucleotide messenger RNA. RefSeq names its product protein ESKIMO 1-like. Lineage: Eukaryota; Viridiplantae; Streptophyta; Magnoliopsida; Brassicales; Cleomaceae. The record is from RefSeq and is a predicted model, not a curated record. Gene Ontology annotation, cellular component: Golgi apparatus. Gene Ontology annotation, molecular function: O-acetyltransferase activity. The transcript has 5 exons. The coding region runs from base 94 to 1605 and encodes 503 amino acids.